AUGCUUCGCAGCACUCCAACGGGGACUUGGAUCCCGGCCUGGGUCCCGGAAUCCACCACCACCGUCUCUGUUCUUCUGCUGAUCUGCUCCAUGGUUCAGUCCGCAACUGGUGGCUACGACGGCUCCAUGCUCAACGGCCUGAACAUUUUGCCUUCAUACACAGACUACUUCAACUUGAACAGCGCUACUACCGGCCUCAACACCGCGUCCGUCUUUAUCGGCGGCUUCUUUGGCCCGAUUUUCGCUGGUGUCAUGACUGAUCGGCUUGGUCGUCGUCCCGCCAUCUUCUGGGGCUCAGUGGUCACGCUAUUGGGCAUUAUUUUGCAAACCGCAGCACAAAACAUUGCCAUGUUUGUCGUGGCGAGAAUCAUCCUUGGAUGGGGUAGUGCCAUUUCGUCCGUUGCAGGCGCCGUCUACCUGAGCGAGACAUUUGCGAGCAGAUAUCGCGCGUGGGGUGUUGGCAUUCUGAACAACUUUUACUAUGUUGGUUCGCUAAUCGCUGCCGGAGUCACCCUUGGCACAGGCCAGUGGCAGUCUACGUGGGCCUGGCGUCUUCCAUCGCUGCUCCAGGGAAUCUUCUCCUUUGCUUGUAUUCUGGUGCUGCCUUUUAUUCCUGAAUCGCCCCGCUGGCUGGUUAGCAAAGAGCGGUACGAAGAUGCGCGACUCUCUGUCGCUCAGACCAACGCCGAUGGCGACAUAACUAACCCGGUUGUGGUGGCCGUCUACAAAGAGAUUGUCGACACUCUUGAGUGGGAGCGGAAAAACGGUAUGACGAUGAGUCCCAGGGAAAUCAUCAAGACUCCGACGGCGCGAAAGAGAACCUUGAUCGGGGCAUCGGUCGGACCCUUUUCAUGCAUUGCUGGAAAUGUCAUCGCAUCGUAUUACCUUGGAAAUGAGCUGGACACGGCGGGCAUCACAGACUACAAUGACCAGCUCAAGGCCAAUAUUGUCCUCAACGUCUGGUGUCUGUUCUGCGCAUUUGGAGGCACUCAUUUGGCGGCGGUAUGGGGUCGAAAGCCCACUGCGCUGCUUUCACAGAGUCUCAUGAUCGUGUGCCUCUUUAUUAUCGGCGGCUUGUCCAAGAUGUACGCAGACAACCCGGAUGGUGCCUCUACCAGUUUGAUCUACGGAGAUGUUGCCGUCAUGUUCAUCUUCCAGGGAAUCUACUCCAUUGCCUUUACCCCCUUGCUCUACCUUUACCCGCCAGAAGUAAUGAACUACCCUAUUCGAGCCAACGGAUUGGCAUUGGCUAAUUUCAGUUUGAAUGGAUUGGCUCUCCUCCUCACGUUCGUGAUGCCUAUUGCGCUGACCAACAUUGGAUGGAAAACGUACAUCAUCAACGGCUCAUGGGACAUUAUCACGCUUGUCCUCAUUGCCGUCUAUUGGGUAGAGACAAAGGGCAAAACCUUGGAAGAAAUCGACGCCAUCUUUGAGGGAGAGAAGCAUUCGUCGGUGCCCGACAUUGAGGAUAUUCGUACUGGUAAAACGACUGUGGAUGUGACACAGAUAGAACUUGAACUUCACGACGAAAUCGGGCUGAAGAGUCACGAGGCUUAA
This is a messenger RNA of Trichoderma aggressivum f. europaeum, 1557 nucleotides long. RefSeq lists its product as uncharacterized. The coding region runs from base 1 to 1557 and encodes 518 amino acids. The transcript is spliced from 5 exons. NCBI's taxonomy places the organism in Eukaryota, Fungi, Ascomycota, Sordariomycetes, Hypocreales, Hypocreaceae. The record is from RefSeq and is a predicted model, not a curated record. Gene Ontology annotation, cellular component: membrane. Gene Ontology annotation, molecular function: carbohydrate:proton symporter activity. Gene Ontology annotation, biological process: transmembrane transport; carbohydrate transport.